This is a messenger RNA of Caenorhabditis auriculariae, 1426 nucleotides long. NCBI's taxonomy places the organism in Eukaryota, Metazoa, Nematoda, Chromadorea, Rhabditida, Rhabditidae. The record is from the annotation of a GenBank genome assembly.
AUGUAUCCGCGUUUCUGGGGACCUGAUUGGCUCUGUAAAGUGACUCGUUAUAUUCAAAUGGUGCCAAUGUACGCAAGCCCAUUUCUUCUAGUCGCUAUCAGUGCUGAUCGGUAUCAAGUAAGGCUUUUCAUUCAGUUUGUCAGUGUUGCACCUAACUUGUAGGCAAUUUGCCGUCCAAUGGCUCAUUUCCGAUCUUCUCGCUAUCGAAGGCCCAACUGGCUGGCCGCAGUUGCUUGGGCCAUGUCUUUCGUUUGCUCAACACCUCAACUUUUUGUUUGGGAGAAAUCGUUAGUUUUAUCAAAGUUUUUAAAAUGCUUUUCUGUUUCAGAAAAAAGCUCGAAUGCGCUACAAUAUAUGGCAGAGAGAAACAUCCUUUGAAAAUGCUUUAUGUAAUUCUUUUCAACACAAUGGCUUGGCUCCUGCCGUCAAUCUGCGCUGCUUCUUUUUACUGUAUGUUCAGUUUGAGAGCUUUUCGAAUUCCUUUCAGACUGCGUCUGCAAGGCGGUCUGGACUUCUUCUGUUAAACAACCUGUUCAAAACGUUUGUGACCAGAGAAAUUUGCCGGCUUCAACAAAAAACUCAAGGUUUGUGGUUCUUGAGGGUCAUUACGAUAAAUUUAUGAGAUGGAUAUCGUUUUCAGCGACAUAACUGAAGAUUAUGUUAAAAAACUGCGCACAAGGUCUUGCGGUUUCAGACGUCAAAACACGGAGUACGACCGCAAAAGAAUUCAAACAGGUUCCUCAUAUGACGAUUUUCAAUAAUUAAAUUCAACUAUUUUUAGUUCGACUGACGAUGACGAUAAUUGCUUGUAAUUUCUUUCUCUGGAUGCCAUUUUGCAUCGUGAACGUUGUUCAGGCUUUGUGGCCGAAUUUAUUAGGUUGAAACAGAGAUCAAGACUAAUUAAUAUAUUUUUAGAUGCUUGGACUAUUAUUUCCGUGAUGAUACUCGGUAACUUGAACUCUUGCGUUAAUCCCUGGAUUUACAUCGUGUUCAACAAGUCUCAUGUUUUCAAGGCUUUUUGUGGGAAGAAGCCUCGACCUUUCAGUGAAAUGUCAAGAAGAGGUUGGUUUUGACUUCUUUCAGCAGAAUACUUUCUAUAGAUACCUACAAUUCUUCAAAUCCUUGCACGGGACGAGGUCCGAACAACGAGAAAAAAUUAAACGGGAUGAGUUCGGCGCCUCAAAAACGCUUCAGGGUGAGUUUUUUCAUAAGUAAAAUGAUUACAAAAAAGUCCAGACCAGACAAAACAUCUCUUUCAACUGUGGAACAAAGCGUCAGCCGGGCAAUUUGACACGUCCAGGUAUUUUUCUGAGAUGAAACGUUUUGUGAAAACGAUUUUUUAGCUAAACUAGUGAAGAACCACAGCGAAGCGAAUAUCGUCUAUGUGAACAAGAAAACAGAGAACACGGCAGAGCGAUGGUCUUGA